Messenger RNA from Saimiri boliviensis boliviensis (Bolivian squirrel monkey), 2945 nucleotides. It is a transcript of the gene DTHD1, whose product is annotated as death domain containing 1. Gene Ontology annotation, molecular function: protein binding. Gene Ontology annotation, biological process: signal transduction. The record is from RefSeq and is a predicted model, not a curated record. Lineage: Eukaryota; Metazoa; Chordata; Mammalia; Primates; Cebidae.
AUGGAUAUGGAAUACAUGGGCUCAGGUAAACUGGGCCAAAUAUUGAAGCAGAUUUGGAGACAAAACCAGAUGCUAAAGCAGGCACUCCUGGGUGAUGACCUUUGUGAGGGGGCUGGUGGGGCCACUUGGAUGGCCACUGUGGUCUUUCUGGGUCAGGAGCUCAGCGGGGCCCUCCACCAGCUGCUGGAGCACACGGCAGGCACCCUGCGUUCCACCUGCCAGCAGCUGUGUGUGCUGCUUGACAAGGAGAAUCAAUCUGUCUGGAGACAAGAAAUCAUUGCUUUCGUAGACUGCCUCAUAAAAAUAACUGAACAUUUGGGGAGCACUGCUGCACUUCUAAAGAAAGAAGAAAAGGAGAUGUGUAAUUUAUGCGGCAUGCAUGAUGACUGUACUCCACAGCAGACAAUGUCCUCCAUUCAAGACACGAAAGCAGCCUACAUUGCUGCAAGAGGGGAACCAAAUGCCAUAGAAACAGCUACUGUUUCUCCCAAAAAUGAAGAGGAAAGUCAUUACACAAACCAGGUCCAGUUAAAAGAAAAUAAAACACACAUGAGUUCAGCAUUAGGGGAAAAAGAAAACAAUACGUCAUUGAAUGGACUUGUAACGGGGCAAGAAGAGUCACAGAACAAAAUGUUCCCAGAUAAGGCAGACAAUGAAGAUGAAAAAGAAAUAGAACACAUAACUGUUGAGAACAUAAAUGGCAACAGGGAAGAGAUUCGUGGCAUAAUCCAGACAACAGAGAGAGAAAUUCAAGAGACCUCAGAAAGCCAAAGAGAAGAGAUGACCACAUCCUCAAUAAUAUGUGAUAUCUCCAAGAAAUAUAUAAAUAGUACUCUUCCCAAUGAUUCAGAGAAUAUAAAGCACAAGCAUAAUAUAAUGGAAAAGGAGUAUCUUGAUGUGCCAAGUGAUGAUGCUGACCCCCAAGUGUCUUGUUAUAUUACAGCACCAUCAUACGUUCUACAGCAACUAGAAUGCCGGAUAAUAAAUAACAUGAGUUCUUUAAUAGUAGGUGAUAAUGAAGAGUUGGUUAGUAAUGUCAUAACUGUUGAAUGCUCAGAUAAGGAAAAGAGAAUUCCAUUUCCAAUAGGCAUUGCAAUUCCAUUCACUGCACGGUACAGAGGAAAUUACAGAGAUAUCAUGGUGAAGGUAUGUGACUUAAACCUUCAAUCAAGUUACCUAAACCCAAAUUCACUGGAAGGAAUAAAGGGAGGUUAUAAGGGGACCUGUGCUGCAGUUAAAGUUUACAAAUUGGGUAUCUUUUCCGUUGUGUCUUGUUUAAAGAAAGAGUCAUUCACAGUAACAAAGAAAGGCCUCACACUUAAGGCAAGCAUGGAUUCCCGAAUAUCCUUAAAUUACCCUCCAGGAGUUUUUAGCUCUCCAGUACUUGUGCAGUUAAAGAUCCAACCAGUUGACCCAGCUCUGGUGGCACAUUUAAAAGCACAGCAAGACACUUCCUACUCAGUACUAUCCACAAGCCCUCUGAUUCACAUUCAGCACCCAUCAACUUAUGCUUUUCAGAAGCCAGUCACUGUAUUUUUACCUUGUUCUCCAUAUCUUGGUAAAAACAGUCUUGGGUCUGAGAUAGAUCAUAAAAGAACAGUGAGUGCCACAACAAAUAGGAUUACACCUUCAUAUUUCAACAGGACAAAAGGUGCCUCCAUAAGAAAAUCUGGAAAAAAUACCUCUGAAUAUUUGAAAUUACUGGGAUUCAGAAGCCAAGACAGUGGUUGGUUUGGGCUUGAGAAUGUCGUUGUGAAAACCAUACAGAGCGGCUUGGUAUCAGUUGAAUUGUAUGAACAUUUAGAGAGGUUUAUUGUACUUCACCUCUCUUCCACCAUGGACAAUAGUCAUUUGGUUACUUUUGUGAAAUCUUUAGAGGAAGCCAUGCUAAGCACCACUGCCUGCAUAGUACUGUCUCACCAGAAGGACAAUCCACAUAGAAUAGCUGUUUUAGUGGUACCUUCUAAAGAUUUAAGCCAGGUGCUUAAGAAUCUGCGCUUGGAAGGGUUUGGGGGACCUCCAGAGCCAUCUCACCAUUUCCAAGUUCGAGAGGGAGAACAACUUCUUUUAAGAUUUACUGGAAACAUAUUUGCUUCAAGCAAUGGGAAGGAUUAUGGAAAAGACUACACACUUAUUUUUCACUUGCAAAGAAAACCUAGGCUGGAACUGCAAAUCAAAGAAGUGGAUGAAUUUGGAAACUACAGCUGCCCUCAUUAUAAAGGCACCAUUGUCGUUUAUAAAGUACCUAAAGGAAAGAUAGUCCCCAACUUGAAUCAAUCUCUCAUAAUUAAUGAAAACCAUUCUCAGUUGCCAAUUUGCAAAUUACCAUUGAGAUUGCCAAAGCAUAAGAAAUUAAUCAACCAUCCACAGAGUACCAAAAGAAUUUCUAAGGAUCCUCUAGAAGCCCUCUGGGAUAACUUGCUCCAUUGGCUGGCUGAGGAGCUCUCAGAGGAAAACGCUGAAUCGCUAUCCUCAACUCUCCCUCUGCACCGUAGCACCAUUCAGCUCAUCAAACUCAAGAACCCUGAUGAUAUCACAGAACAAAUCCACGAAUUUCUUUACUUCUGGAAAAAAUCGCUUCCAACUUUCACUGACAAACUUCGCCUCCUGACUCGACAUCUCUGCAAGAUUGGCAGGAGUGAUCUUGCAGAAGAGCUCAAAUUCAAGUGGGAAAAUAAAGUGUUCACUGCACCACAGGAGUGCUUUGAUGUAGCAGCUGAGUAAAAGUCUGAUUACUCUUCCUUCAUCCCUAGGAGAAGGCACAUGGUAGGUUUUUAAGAUUGUUUGUGUUAACAUUUUCCUAGAAGUUUCCAAAUGAUAUUAUUUGAAGUCAGUCUAUUUAAUGAUGUGCUAUUGAGAAAUCAGAUGAGACAAAUGGAGAAGCACUGAUUGGACAACAGAAGGCAUUCCUGGGUGUGAGCACUCCUCUGUGGUUGAGUGAUUAU